AUGAGACAAUCAAAUCAAUUUCGUACAAACGAAACACCUAACUUACCAGAACCACCGCCACCUUACAAUGAAGUUUUCAACGAUUAUGAAUAUGUCACAGAACGUCCAUCACAAAGAUUAAGAUCGCAAAAUAACAAUAAUGGUGAUUUUGUUAAGCCUGAAUUACCUGAAUUCUUACAAAAUAUGGGUCCUGGUCUAUCACCAUUGAAAGAAAAUCCACCGGUUACAUUAUCUUGGUACGAUGUUCGAGCAACAGCAUCUGCCAAACAAAGUUUUAUUAAACAAAAAAUUAAUAAAUGUUUAGGUAAAGAAAUUCAAGGACCCAAAGAGUUAUUAAAAGGAGUUAGUGGUAUUGUUAAAUCGGGUGAGAUGUGUGCCAUCAUGGGAGCUAGUGGUGCAGGUAAAACAACUUUAAUGAAUAUAUUGACUCAUCGUCGACCAGGUAAAUUACGUAUUAGUGCUGAUGUUCGAAUAAAUGGUGAAAAAAUGAAAAAAGAUAUAUCCGGUGUAUCAGGUUUUGUUCAACAAGAAGAAUUAUUUAUUGGUUCAUUAACUGUUCGAGAACAUCUUCGAUUUCAUUCAAUGCUUCGCCUUGGAAAAGAAUUUACCAAAGAUGAACGAAAUAAUCGUGUCAAUGAAGUUCUUCAGUUUCUUAAUUUAACUAAAUCUGAAAAUACAACUAUUGGUAUUCCAGGUAUUGUAAAAGGUUUAUCAGGUGGUGAAAAACGUCGUUUAACAUUUGCUACUGAAAUACUUAGUGAUCCUCCAUUACUUUUUUGUGAUGAACCAACAUCUGGUUUAGAUUCAUCGAUGGCAUUUAUUAUAGUACAAGCUAUGCGAAAAUUAACUGAUCAAGGCAAAACAAUUAUUUUUACUAUACAUCAACCAUCAUCAGAAAUAUUCUUUCUAUUUGACAAAUUAUAUUUAUUAGCUGAAGGUCAAUUGGCAUAUUUUGGUUCACUUGAAAAAGCUCCAGCAUUUUUUCGACAAUUCGAUUUGGAAAUUCCACGUAAUUAUAAUCCAGCUGAUUUUUAUAUUCAACAACUUGCUAUUUAUCCAAAAACACGUGAACAAAAUCUUGCUCAAAUUGAUUUUAUUUGUGAUGGAUAUGAAAGCUCUCCACAAUAUUCACGUUAUAUGUCGGAAAUCGUUUCCCUUCAUUCAUCGAAUUCCGAAGAUGAUAAUAAUAAUUUCUUUUCACGAUUAUUUAAUCGAUGGUAUGCAGCAGAUAAACAAAAUGAUAUAAAUGAUGUUGAUAUACAACAUAAACAAUCAUCUAGAUAUAAAACAAAUAGUUUUACACAAUUUCGUUGGUUAAUAUGGCGUAAUUUUGUUAAUUUUUUUAAAAAUCCAUUCGAAAUUCGUCUUCGUAUUAUACUUGCCAUUUUUGUCGGUGUACUUAUCGGUCUCUUAUAUAUUCGUCUUAAGUAUGAUCAAACAGCUGUACAAAAUAUGAAUUCUUUAAUUUUCUUAAUUAUUAUUAAUACAUCAUUUUCAAAUAUAUUUGCUGUUACACAAAGUUAUACGAAAGAAUAUCCAAUAUUUUAUAAAGAACAUGAUGAUGCUGUUUAUCGUGUAACACCAUAUUAUUUUGCAAAAUUUAUUACUGAACUUCCUUUAAUUGCACUAACAACUCUCAUUCAAGUAACACUUACGUAUUGGAUGUCAAAUUUAUAUGCAUCAGCAAAACGAUUUUUUAUAUUUGUUGGAAUAAUUAUUUUAACAAGUUUUGCAUCGGUUGGUCUUGGUUCAGUUAUAUCUGUUAUUUCGGAUACACCUGAACAAGCGCAAGCAUUACAAAUACCAAUUCUUCUUCCAUUGAUGGUUUUUGGUGGAUUCUUUUUAAAUAAUGAUUCUGGUCAAAAAUGGUUAACAUGGAUUAAAUAUAUUAGUUGGUUUUAUUAUGGUAAUGAGGCAUUAAUUGUAAGUCAAUGGGCUGAUGUGAAUAAUUUACCAUGUGAAGGUCUUGCUCCAGAACUUCCAUGUUAUCAUAAUGGUGAUAAAAUUUUACAACUAGUUAAUUUUGAUAAGUCUCAUUUUGGUCGUGAUAUCGGUCUUAUUAUUGUACUAUGGUUUGCUUUACGUGUUUUGAGUUUUUUCAUCUUACUUUAUAAAUCAAAAUUUCAUAAAUAG
Messenger RNA from Rotaria sp. Silwood1, 2133 nucleotides. NCBI's taxonomy places the organism in Eukaryota, Metazoa, Rotifera, Eurotatoria, Philodinida, Philodinidae. The record is from the annotation of a GenBank genome assembly.